Brassica oleracea var. oleracea is the source of this 1625-nucleotide messenger RNA. Its product is annotated as guanylate kinase 2-like. Bases 197 to 1357 code for a protein of 386 amino acids. Gene Ontology annotation, cellular component: cytosol. Gene Ontology annotation, molecular function: GMP kinase activity. The transcript has 11 exons. Gene Ontology annotation, biological process: purine nucleotide metabolic process. The record is from RefSeq and is a predicted model, not a curated record. Lineage: Eukaryota; Viridiplantae; Streptophyta; Magnoliopsida; Brassicales; Brassicaceae.
GCACAUAUAUAUUCUGUAUUCUUCCCCAUAGCUGAUUGAGAAAUUUCCAGAGCCAUAUUCGAUUGCCACACCAACAAAAAAAAAAUUGAAAUCUUUUUUCUCAUUUCGAUCCAAAAAGCCUUCGUCUUUCCUCAGCUUGUUCAUAUUCGAGCUCAAGCUGAGUUGUGUCUUCUUGGAAAGCAUAGAAAAAGCCUCUAUGGGAGGAGCACCAGCUUUAUUUGUGGAUCAUCUGGAGAAUGGACACACUAAUGGCUGUAGUCUAAAAUCCGAAGAUACAUCAGUUCAAAUUGGAGAUCGAUCCUAUGUGAUUGGUGGAAGUCAUGAAGAGAACCCAUUGUUCCUUGGAGUUCAGAUUCAUGACAAAAUCACUAACAAGUGGUCUAGUCCUACUGUUCUUGGAACAGGCCCUAAACCCUGCAAGGCCUACUCCGCCAUUGUUCUUAAACAAGGACGGAUCCUAGUUAUCAAAAAAGAUGCAGCUUCUGAUGACUCUAUAUGGUUCCUCGAGGUGGACAGUCCUUUUGUCCGGGAACAAAGGAAACUCUUAGGCAAAGAGGUUGUUACAUGGAGCAAAGGAGUGAGAGGAAACGCAGAGAAGCCUAUUGUCAUAAGCGGUCCCUCUGGAGUUGGCAAAGGAACGCUUAUAACGAUGCUCAUGAAAGAGUUUCCUUCCAUGUUUGGAUUCUCUGUGAGCCACACGACUCGUUCUCCGAGGUGUAUGGAGAAGAACGGUGUUCACUACCAUUUCACUGAGAAAACUGUGAUGGAGAAAGAGAUUAAUGACGGGAAGUUUCUUGAGUUUGCUUCUGUUCAUGGUAAUCUGUACGGAACCAGCAUUGAAUCCGUUGAGGUUGUCACAGAUUCAGGAAAGAGAUGCAUACUUGACAUUGAUGUUCAAGGAGCGAGGUCUGUGAAGGCGAGUUCUCUUGAUGCCAUGUUUAUAUUCGUGUGUCCUCCUUCAAUGAAGGAGCUUGAAGAUCGGCUACGUGCCCGAGGAACUGAAACAGAGGAGCAGAUCCAGAAGCGGCUUAGAAACGCUGAAGCGGAGAUCAAAGCUGGGAAGUCCUCAGGCAUUUUUGGUCAUAUCCUGUAUAAUGACAACCUCGAGGAAUGUUACAAGAGCCUUAAGAAUCUCUUGGGGAUAGACAAUGACGCUCCAGUGAAUGGCUUAGAAGCAGUAGAAGGGAUCAAUCUUCCCAAGGAGCAUACAGUAACAAAGAUGGAAGAUAAGAUAUUGAUUCAAGAAACAGGAGAAGUGAUCAAGAACAACAUGAUUGUGUUGGAUUUAUCUUCGAUUAACGGGGGAGCACCCGGAAGAACAAGAGGGAUCGUUCUGGACACGGUGAAGUCCAGCUAACAAAGAGUCUUUUUAGUCUUUCUCCGCUGAAAGCUAAAUAGGGAAACAUUGCUUCUUGUUUUUAUUCUUUUGUUUACUGAAAAGACUUCAAGGCAUUUUAGCGGUUGAAAGGUUUACUAGAUAGGCAGUGAUGAUGAUGAUUACUAUUAUGAUGAUUCAAAAAAAAGACAUCACCUCUUUUGAGAGAUGAUGGAGCGAUAUUUUUUUGUUCCUUUUACUGGUAUAAAGUUUUUGUUUACUCUAAAAUCUAAUCAUUUUGGUAUUAUUA